AUGCUAUUGUUUAAAAAGGUGAAUUCAAAAGUAUCAAGUAUAAACAAUUAUUUACAAAAAUAUUUAGAAUCAAAUCAAUUUGAAAAAAAUUUAAAAGAAGCUUUAAAUAAUAAAAACUAUGGUGUAUCGAACAGCCUUUUGUAUGACUUGUCUAUAUCAACAUACGAUGCUACUUACUACAAAAGAGUAAUAAGGGAAGUUUUCAAGGCAAUACAAGAAAAGCCAUCAAAAUGGCGACGAAUAUACAAGGGAUUGCGACUUUGUGAAUAUGUCAUGAAAAAUGGAUGUGAAUAUUUUAUUAGCGAUGUGAAAGAAAAAGAAGAAUUAAUAAAAAAGCUAGCUCAUUUUACAUAUUUAGAAAACUUAAGAGAUAAAGGAAUUGGGAUAAGAGAAAUUUCAAACAAUAUAUUAAAACUUUUAAGAGAUAAUAAAUAUUUAAAAAAUGAAAGAAUUGAAGCAGCAAAAUAUGCAAAUUUAUGUACAAAUAUAGAAUCAAAAGUAGUAGAAAAAAAAAGCUUUUUUUUAAAUAAAAAAAAAAAAAAAGGAAAAAAUCAAGAUGAAAAUAUUAAAAGAAGUUAUUUUAAAUCAGGAAAUAAUAAUAAAUAUGGUCCACAAGCAGAUUCAUUAGAACAAAUAAAAUAUGAAAGAUAUGGACAUGAUGAUGAUUAUUAUUCAAAUAAUUAUACAGGAACAUCACAAUAUAGAAAUAGAAAUUAUAACAGAAAUUCGAGAGAUUAUUCACCAAAAUCAAGUGUUGAUAGUGAAACAGAAAAUAGUAGUGAAAGUAGUAAUGAGAGUAGUAGUAAAAGUAGUAGUAGUGAAAGUAGUAGUGACAAUAGUAGUGAUAAUGAAUCAUCAAAUUAUAAAUCACGUCGAAAUAUAUCAAGAAAAAAAAGUAAAAAACCAAAUAAUUCUUAUUCUAAAAGAUCAAAAUCUCCAAGUGUAUCUUCAAGAUCUAAUUCAAAAGAAUCAGAUAAUAAUUCAUCACCUGAAGAUUCGAGUUCUUCUUCCGAUUCAACAUCUAAAUCACGAUCAUCUUCUUCUUCUAAUGAUUCAUCGAAAAAAUCUUCCGAUUCAGAAGACUCGAGUUAUUAUUCUCGACGCAGACCACGACAAUCAUAUAAAGCCGAUAAAACACGCAGUUGGAAAAGGGAAGUAUCAGAUAGAAUUUGA
Messenger RNA from Plasmodium vinckei vinckei, 1173 nucleotides. RefSeq names its product epsin, putative. Gene Ontology annotation, cellular component: clathrin vesicle coat; endosome; plasma membrane. Gene Ontology annotation, biological process: endocytosis. The record is from RefSeq and is a predicted model, not a curated record. Lineage: Eukaryota; Apicomplexa; Aconoidasida; Haemosporida; Plasmodiidae. The transcript is spliced from 3 exons. Gene Ontology annotation, molecular function: clathrin binding; phospholipid binding. The coding region runs from base 1 to 1173 and encodes 390 amino acids.